GCCAGCCAUGUUGGAUCGAAGUUGAGACAACAAAAAUAAAGUUUAUCAUGAUUUAUUGGUUUGUUUAGAGGUUCUGCAAAGCUUUAUUUUGUAAAAUACAGAAGUCAUGGAAGUGGAUAGUAGUAGCUUGGAGACUCAAAUAAGAAAUAGCAAAGCCUAUUUAUUAAAGCAAGCAAGCGAUGGUGACGGUAGUUUAUAUGAACAUUUGGCCUCAAUGUUGGCGCAAAUGUUGAAGGAAAGACCCAACGAUGCUCUAAAAAUAUUGGAGAACACAAGCAGAGAAGAAAAAAGAGCAAAGUUUAGACCCUGCUCUGAUGCUAUACAAGAUCAUGAAGAUGAAUCAUCAGAAGUAACACUGGCCAAAACUCAUUCUGAACUUUUUGUGCAAAAUCCAGCCAAUUUCCAGCAAGAAAUGGCUGAUGUUGAUCCAGAUGAAGAAAUUGAAACACCACUGCCUGAUAUCAUGGAGUUGGCACAUUACUUUCAUCUUGGUGGCGUUGGAAUUAACAAACAAGAAACCUUUCGAGUGUUCCUAGCGCUAAAGAAAUUAGUGGAUUCUAAUCCAAUACUGACUUGUAGGUUUUGGGGAAAGAUGUUUGGUUUGCAAAAUAACUACUACAUCGCAGAAGUGGAGUUCAGAGAAGGGGAGGAUCCCGAAGAACAAUAUUCAAAAGGGCCUGAUGAAGAGAAAAUAGAGGAAGAAGAAUCCGAACAUGUCCUCUCACAGAAAAGUCGAGACAGUUUGAAUGUUGAAGAAGACGAAAUACCCAAACCUGACUACAAGCCUCCGCCUGAGAUCCCAAUGGAAUAUCAGAGAACUGGAUGCAAUAAGAAGGUUUAUUUCCUGUGCACAGAACCUGGAAAUCCGUGGAUUCGUCUGCCUCCUGUGACUCCAGCACAGAUUGUAACGUCAAGACAAAUCAAGAAAUUCUUCACUGGGAACCCGAACGCUCCGAUUGUGAGCUAUCCGCCAUUCCCGGGCAAUGAAACAAACUAUCUGCGAGCAAUUAUUGCGCGGAUUUCUGCCUCAACGCAUGUUAGUCCUCAAGGAUACUUCAUGUUUGAGGAAGACGAGGACGAAGAGGACGAAGGAGUCCGUGAUACCUUUGUGACGAAUCCUGAAUUUGAAGGACUGAGCGUGAGCGAGCUGAUCGAUUCUUCUCUCACUAACUGGGUCCAUCACAUUCAAUACAUUCUACCCCAGGGUCGUUGCUCUUGGUUCAAUCAUCAAAGCAAAGAUGAGGAGGAAGAAGAGGAGGAAGAAGAAGACGAGGAAAGGGAGGAACCAGAUGAACCUGAACCAGAAGUUGGUCCGCCAUUGCUCACUCCUUUAUCUGAAGACACAGAUAUUGACGGCUUUCCAGCGUGGACUGCGGUCAGAGCUCCAAGUCUCGUCCCACAACACUCAGUUGCUAUUCUGCAUAGUAACCUAUGGCCUGGAGGUCAUUGCUUUGCGAUCGACAGAAAAUUCGAGAACGUGUAUGUUGGCUGGGGUCAAAAGUACAGUUCCGAGAACUACAGUCCGCCUGCACCACCCACACCCCAAGAGGAGUACCCGAGCGGUCCUGAGAUCACGGAGGCAGAUGACCCCACAGUUGAAGAGGAAAAUGCGGUGAGGGCAGCGCAACUCGAGGCUUCUGAUGAAGGCGAGGAAGAGGGUGAUGACGAGGAAUUUGACGACGAUGAUGAUUGAGGGAUGACAGGGUUCAUCGUGGGAUAGGCUACUAUUAUUCAAUACAUAUUAGUAUUGAUAGCGCAGGAUAUUCUUUGGCGACUUUAAUGGCUCAAAAAGUGCACUUAAGUAUAAGACUUAAUAGCUUAUCUAUCUUACAAACGGUUUCAACUGGUUGGUAUAUAUAAUGUAAAUAAAACAACAUUCUAAUGCACAAAAAUCUUUUCUGUGGGUAUUGUAGGAGCCCU
Messenger RNA from Dendronephthya gigantea, 1920 nucleotides. RefSeq names its product radial spoke head protein 4 homolog A-like. Bases 107 to 1693 code for a protein of 528 amino acids. The record is from RefSeq and is a predicted model, not a curated record. NCBI's taxonomy places the organism in Eukaryota, Metazoa, Cnidaria, Anthozoa, Malacalcyonacea, Nephtheidae. Gene Ontology annotation, biological process: axoneme assembly; cilium assembly; cilium movement involved in cell motility. The transcript has 14 exons. Gene Ontology annotation, cellular component: radial spoke; axoneme.